This is a messenger RNA of Formica exsecta, 1191 nucleotides long. RefSeq names its product guanine nucleotide-binding protein subunit beta-like protein 1. Gene Ontology annotation, molecular function: protein binding. The transcript has 4 exons. Bases 158 to 1117 code for a protein of 319 amino acids. Lineage: Eukaryota; Metazoa; Arthropoda; Insecta; Hymenoptera; Formicidae. The record is from RefSeq and is a predicted model, not a curated record.
AUCAGAAUUCUUUUGGUGUUCCCUCUCUCUCCCAUCCCUGAUCGAAACAAUGAUCCAGAAUAACCUAUUAUAGAUUCGGUGCUUUAUCACGUUGUCGUUGUUUACAUGAUAAUCUCUCAUAUUUUGAUAUUUUAAAGAAGAGAAAUAAGACUGCAAAAUGUCUGCACCUCCGGAUCCUAAAUUUCUAUUGCGCGGUGAUAUGGAUGAAAAUGUACAUAGUUUGCUAUUCUGGAUUGAUUCUGAUGUAGAGCAUCUUUAUGCUGGCGAUGGAAAAGGCACGGUUCAUAUUUGGGAUUUGAAAACAAACAGGAUAAAAAGUCAAUUAUCAGAUGGAGACAGCCCCUGUUUUAACUUACAUAGAACUAAUCAGGCUGAUUUAAUAGUUCAACGAAGACACGGCGUAGUUGAUGUAUAUAAAGCAAAUGAAUCCAAUUGGAUAUUGAAUAAGAACAUUGAUUAUAAAUAUUGCAGUUUUUGCAGAUCUCAAUUGUUGCCUGAAAAGAAUGCGAUAUUAGUUCCACUUGAUUCUUCAGUGGUAGGAGUAUUAUCACUGAAAACGUUUAAUAUUGAAUCGACAUUAGAUCCAUCCAAACUAUCCUACAAUGACAAAUUGGGUACAAUAAUGGCGAUGAAACCAUUGGAUAUAAACGAUUUGGUUUUAGUCGCUUAUGAAGGUGGACAAUUAUUAUUGUGGGACAUGAAAAAAAAUGAUGUUCUCAGCUCUCUCACUGUGGAGCAAUAUCCGAUGACCUUUGAUUUCGAUAUUUCUUUGAUGCAAGGCAUCCUUGGUAGUGCAUCAGAUAAGUUGGAGAUUUUUAAAAUAUUGCCAAAUCAUACAUUAUCCCACAAAUCUACAAUACUAUUGGAGCAUGUUUCUGGAGUAUCUGUUCUUUCUGUGAGACCAGAUAAAAAAUUUGUCACAGCUGGCUGCUGGGAUGGAUGUAUCAGAUUGUUUUCUUGGAAAAAAUUGCGGCCACUUGCGAUAUUAAGAGAACACAAAGAGAGUAUAUACGAUAUUGUUUACUCGCAACGUGAAGUCGAGGCAUAUGAUACCAAGUAUUUAAUGGCAGCCACUGGCAAAGAUGGCUGUAUAUCGAUGUGGGACAUAUAUAAUUAGGAAUUAAAAAUGUGUAUAUGUAUAUAUAAAUUGCAUAUUUAUAUGAAAAAAAUAUAAAUUUUUUUUUAUAUUGU